GUAAAUUAUUUAAAUUAAAAAAAUUACUCUCUUAUUAUUUAGAAAAGAAAAGAUGGUGGUGCUGGACAAGGAAACUUAACAGCGAAGGAAUGUUUUUGGUUGAGUUUGCAGUGGUUUUGAAGAUCAGCUGUAACUGGGUAACCAAAAUCGCAAGAAUAAAAAACCGCCGUUGGACUACCAAACCAGCCGAGAAUCGGUCGGUCGAACCGAACUGUAAACCGGCUGAUUUUUGAGAAUUUAUCAAAACGCCGCUGUUUGGAUGCACUGAACCCCCAUUUCCCCAACUCCCCAAGCAUUAGUGCAUUACGCCAUUACCCAACCACCCAAACCUGGAACCCUAACUCAGCAACGGCGUAGCUGUCUCCCUCCCUUCACCCUCGAGCUCGUCCUUCCUGUCAACGCCGGCGAGCUGUCUCCGUCACCUCCGUCCAGCCACUGGACCGCUCCCGUCGCCGUCGCAAGUUGGAGCUUCGAAGAUUACAGUCGCGGUCGUGCAGCUCUCCACCAUCGUCGUCGUUUUAGCUCUGGAAGCACCAUCGCCGGGCUCGCCUCCUGCCUCCGUCGCGCACCUCUGUUCCACCGUCGCCGGCCUCAGCUCGGUUCCACAGUCUCAGGUAACAUGUCUGAGAAUCCACUGCAGGCUCUCUUUCAUAACUUUGAGCAUGUCUCCAAUUUCGUUCAACGCCAUCUCUCUAAUCUCAUAGGCCUUCAUCCUCAUCCUCAAUCAUCAGGACCCUCACCCUUUGUUAGACCUCCCCUUUUCUCCAUCUCUUCCUCCUCCAAAAAUCCACUGGCAAAAACUAGUAAUCCUGUACAACUACGUGAUUCGGCUCUCGAGGCAAAGCUUGCUUCCCCAGUGUCUAAAGAAGAUCUUGGAAGGGCCACUUGGACUUUUCUUCACACUCUUGCUGCCCAGUAUCCAGAUAAUCCUACAAGACAGCAAAAGAAGGAUGUAAAAGACCUGGUACAGAUCUUAACUCGAUUAUACCCUUGCAAGGAAUGUGCAGAUCAUUUUAAAGAAGUUAUCAGAGCAAAUCCGGUACAGGCCGGGUCACACGCGGAGUUUUCACAGUGGUUAUGUCAUGUGCAUAAUGUUGUUAAUAGAAGCCUGGGUAAACCAGUUUUUCCAUGUGAACGAGUUGAUGCAAGGUGGGGUAAACUGGACUGUGAGCAGAAAGCAUGUGAAGUUAUUGGAAGUACAUCAAUUUUUGGAUAGAUAUAGCGCAGAAUUAUUUAUUUAUUUAGAAAUGACAGCUACAUUUUGAUGCAUCCGAAAAGGUUCAUAAAGUAAGAAAUAGUUUAAUCGUUUUUAAAUCAAAUUAAUGGAAUUCAUAAAUGAUGGAUAAAUUCAACGAUGAUUAAUUACUCAAUUUAUUAUUUUACCAAUUGUUUUCAGUGAUUUUUUUACAUGUUA
This is a messenger RNA of Arachis ipaensis, 1414 nucleotides long. RefSeq names its product Erv1/Alr family protein (gene ERV1). Gene Ontology annotation, molecular function: flavin-dependent sulfhydryl oxidase activity; flavin adenine dinucleotide binding. Gene Ontology annotation, cellular component: mitochondrion. The record is from RefSeq and is a predicted model, not a curated record. Lineage: Eukaryota; Viridiplantae; Streptophyta; Magnoliopsida; Fabales; Fabaceae.